GCUGAGGCCCCUUUGCGGGCCCGCCGAGCGGUUCCGGGUUUAGGGUUCACAGGUCAGAGUUGACUCCCUGAAAAGUGCAGCCGGUUUGAAAUGCAAGAUGGCGGCGGCGUGGCGCUGAGAGGCGCGGCGGCCCCUGCAGGAGAAGACAGACAGCUACUUUGGACCUGUUGGUGAUGAUGGCCUGAGCUAAACAUCUAACUAGAAGGGAUACCCUUCCAUUUCAAGAACAGAAUGCUAAGGAAGCUGUGGCAAGUGAUUGGAGUUGUGCUUCAAAAAUUUCAGAAAUUCAACAGUAUUUUAUCUGCCAACAAUAAGCUCUUUACUUGAUUGCACCAUGAGAAAGCUGCUAAUGAGACUUGUUGAGCACAAAAAUGGACUUGAAGAACGAAAAGCCAUUAUUUUCAAAUGAAGAACACUGAACAGUUUUAAGCCUCGAUGCUUUUUAAUCACCACUGAGCUUUUCCUCGUAACAUCAGAAUGGCAAGCAGGCGAAAAUCAACAACACCUUGCAUGGUCCUUGCCAGUGAACAAGAUCCAGACCUUGAGUUGAUAUCAGAUUUGGAUGAAGGUCCUCCUGUACUUACACCUGUAGAAAACACCAGAGCAGAGAGUAUCUCAAGUGAUGAAGAAGUUAAUGAAUCUGUGGAUUCAGACAAUCAGCAAAAUAAAAAAGUUGAAGGUGGAUAUGAAUGUAAAUAUUGUACUUUUCAAACUCCAGAUCUAAAUAUGUUUACUUUUCAUGUGGAUUCAGAACAUCCCAAUGUAGUGCUAAAUUCAUCCUAUGUUUGUGUCGAAUGCAAUUUUCUUACCAAAAGGUAUGAUGCACUUUCUGAGCAUAAUCUGAAAUAUCACCCAGGAGAAGAGAAUUUUAAGUUGACUAUGGUGAAACGUAAUAACCAGACAAUCUUUGAACAAACAAUAAAUGAUCUGACUUUUGAUGGUAGUUUUGUUAAAGAGGAGAAUUUAGAGCAAGCAGAACCUACAGAAGUUUCUUCUUCAGGAAUAUCUAUCAGUAAAACUCCUAUCAUGAAAAUGAUGAAAAAUAAAGUGGAAAACAAACGGAUUGCAGUUCAUCAUAACUCAGUUGAGGACGUUCCUGAAGAGAAAGAGAAUGAAAUCAAACCAGACCGUGAAGAAAUUGUAGAAAACCCAAGUUCUUCAGCUUCUGAAUCUAAUACAAGUACUUCCAUUGUAAACAGAAUACAUCCAAGUACUGCCAGCACGGUAGUGACACCGGCAGCAGUUCUUCCUGGAUUGGCACAGGUGAUAACUGCUGUAUCUGCUCAGCAGAAUUCUAAUUUGAUUCCCAAAGUCUUAAUCCCUGUUAAUAGCAUUCCCACCUACAAUGCUGCAUUGGAUAACAAUCCCCUUUUACUUAACACCUACAACAAAUUCCCUUAUCCAACAAUGUCAGAAAUUACAGUUCUUUCUGCUCAAGCAAAAUAUACAGAGGAACAGAUCAAGAUAUGGUUUUCAGCCCAACGUUUAAAACAUGGUGUUAGUUGGACUCCCGAGGAAGUAGAGGAGGCAAGAAGGAAACAAUUCAAUGGAACAGUGCAUACUGUACCUCAGACCAUAACUGUUAUUCCUACACACAUUUCCACAGGGAGUAAUGGUUUACCAUCUAUUUUACAGACAUGCCAAAUAGUUGGUCAGCCUGGUCUGGUCCUUACUCAAGUAGCUGGCACAAACAGCUUGCCAGUUACAGCACCUAUAGCCUUGACAGUGGCAGGCGUUCCAAGUCAAAAUAAUGUACAGAAAAGUCAGGUACCUGCUGCUCAGCCUACUGCAGAAACAAAGCCAGCAACAGCAGCAGUUCCAGCUUCUCAAAGUGUCAAACAUGAAACUGCAUUGGUAAACCCUGAUUCAUUUGGCAUUCGGGCAAAAAAGACAAAAGAGCAACUGGCAGAAUUAAAAGUUAGCUACCUUAAAAAUCAGUUUCCCCAUGAUUCAGAAAUUAUCAGACUUAUGAAAAUAACAGGCCUGACAAAAGGAGAGAUUAAAAAAUGGUUUAGUGACACAAGGUACAACCAGAGAAAUUCAAAGAGUAAUCAGUGCUUACAUCUCAACAAUGAUUCCUCUACCACCAUUAUUAUAGACUCCAGUGAUGAAACCACAGAAUCCCCAUCUGUUGGUACUGCACAGCCUAAGCAAUCCUGGAAUCCUUUUCCUGACUUUACUCCCCAAAAAUUUAAAGAGAAAACUGCAGAGCAGCUUCGUGUCCUUCAGGCAAGUUUUCUCAACAGCUCUGUACUUACAGAUGAAGAAUUAAAUAGGUUAAGGGCACAAACCAAACUUACCAGAAGAGAAAUCGAUGCUUGGUUUACAGAGAAGAAGAAAUCAAAAGCUUUAAAGGAAGAGAAAAUGGAGAUAGAUGAAAGUAAUGCAGGUAGUUCCAAAGAAGAAGCUGGAGAAACUUCUCCUGGAGAUGAAUCUGGUGCACCUAAGUCAGGGAGUACAGGCAAGAUAUGUAAAAAAACACCUGAGCAGCUGCACAUGCUUAAGAGUGCAUUUGUCCGGACACAGUGGCCAUCACCAGAAGAAUAUGACAAGUUGGCCAAAGAAAGCGGGCUUGCUAGAACAGACAUAGUUAGUUGGUUUGGGGACACCCGUUAUGCUUGGAAGAAUGGAAACUUGAAAUGGUACUACUACUAUCAGAGCGCCAAUUCAAGUAGUAUGAAUGGUCUGUCUUCCCUUAGGAAAAGAGGGAGAGGGAGACCCAAAGGACGGGGAAGAGGAAGACCGCGUGGGCGGCCUAGAGGAAGCAAAAGAAUUAACAACUGGGACAGGGGACCAUCACUCAUAAAAUUUAAAACUGGAACUGCAAUACUUAAGGAUUAUUACCUGAAGCACAAGUUUCUUAAUGAGCAAGACCUUGAUGAACUUGUUAACAAAUCACAUAUGGGCUAUGAGCAGGUCAGAGAGUGGUUUGCAGAAAGACAGAGAAGAUCAGAAUUAGGUAUAGAAUUAUUUGAGGAAAAUGAGGAGGAAGAUGAAGUUAUUGAUGACCAGGAAGAGGAUGAAGAAGAAACAGAUGAUAGUGACACUUGGGAACCUCCACGACAUGUGAAACGGAAGCUUUCUAAAUCAGAUGACUGAAAUCUGCCUAAAACGUUGAAGGAGAAUCAAUUCUUCAACUCAAGAUGUCUGAUUUACUGUGAAUUGGCCCAAUCUUUGAUGACAUUGAAAACGUUUUGGGGCAUACACACUCAAAACACAGGAUCCAAUACCCAAAAGAAAUGGAACUUAAUGUUGUGCCAAAGUUAAACUACUGCAGUUGGUGGAAGUUCUGCAAUGUAAAUAGAACACUAAUUAAAAAACAACUUGUAAAAAUUCAAUUUAAAUUUUAAUACAGUACAUUUUUAUUCUAAUAUGAUGGAGACAUUCUGAAUCUUAGACUUUCUGAGGGGGUUUAAUGACCACUAGAGCUUGUCCUCAUAUUCAGUCCAGCUUAAUACUGUGUGUCUAGUAAGAUGGGCUAUAUUGCCUCUAUUCUUUGAGAUGUGAUUAAGCUUAGAACUUUGACCAAAAAUUUUACAGUAAAAAUUGUUAGGAAUGGGUAAAAAAACCAAACCCUGAUUUAUUACUAUGUCUUAUUUAUCAGACCCUGCACUAAGAUUAAAAGUUGUGCAUGGGCUUAUACAAUUUCAAAUGUAAAAACAGCCUAUUUAUAUAUGUUGAAACAAUAAGAUUUUAUGGCUUCACUGGCCCUUAAUAAUUGGAUCCUUCAUUAAACACAUUCAUGGAUACCACUGUUUCUACUGUUACUUGUUCCAUUAGAAACUGAUUUUCUUUUCUUAAACUGAAGGUAAUUAAUUCUGAAGAAGGAAAAGAAACUGGCAUAAUUUUGGAUAGGGAGAAACUUUGAAAUAAAUACUGCACCAAAAAAUGUGGAAAAUAAUCAUGUAGUAAAUAUAUACUUAGUGUUUUCUUACAAUCGUGGGAAUCAGAAAUGUUUAUACAGGUGUCAGAUCAGAAUUUUUAAGAGUUAUCUUUCAGUGAAAUUCUACUUUUAUAACAAUUUCAGUGAAUAGAGAAAAAAUUCUGAACUGAUCAUAAUGAGUUAAAAGUUAGCUUUUCACUUACGAAUCAUGGGAGUGUUAACUGUUAACUCUUGCCGUAUCAGGAGACUGAAAGUUCAUACUAACUUACAAACUUUGUAAAGACUGGUGCUGUUCAUUCAUGUUGGGAAGAACCCUUUCUUUUGUGACCAUAGGACCAUUUUUCAAAACCCGCUUUCUUCAUAGAAGAAAUGUUCAGUUUAAAUUAGCUUUGGAUUUUAACAUGUUUUUCUGAAUGACCAGAUGUAGGCUUGGCCAGUUUAUUUUCUCUAAUUUAAUGAAUAAUAAAUAUUAAGCUCUUGGUUAAAUGUUUUUCAGCCAUUGAAAAUGUUAUGAAAAAGCCUUGAAUAUGCAUGCUGCUUUCAUUUUUAUAAACUUUUUAUUUUUUAACUAUAGCUUUAUUAGUAAUUCCAAAAUGCUGCAAUGUAGCUGAUUUCCUCACUCAGACAGCUGGCUUUGUGGGUGGCUUUUUUCAUACUAUUGUUAACUUUUUUAAAAAAGAAGCAAUGUAAAGACUGUAAUGCACUAAGCUUUUUUUCUUUUACACGUUUAAAACUUCUUAAAGCACUCUGUAAUAUAAUGAUUAAAUUGCUCCCUUUUAUAAACCAUUGCUAAUGUGGUCUGAGUUUUGUUUGACAAUAAUUUUAAUGUUCUCAAAAUUUGAAAUGUCAAGUAUUAGAAAUGAAGCCUUUGAAUAUAUUUGUUUCCCUUGCAAUAUGUUAACUCCGUGUAGCUGUAAAUAACUAUUAAUAAAUUUCCCUCAUCUCUUUUAUAGGCCUGAUAAAAGUCUUCUCUGACGUUUGCUAGCUUUUAAAUAUAUUUAUUUGACAGAGCAAAAGAACCCUCUUCUGGUUGAUUGUGACCUUGAAUACAAAAUAAAAGUUAGUAGUGAUUAGUAGUUUACAGUGA
This is a messenger RNA of Piliocolobus tephrosceles (Ugandan red Colobus), 4970 nucleotides long. RefSeq names its product zinc fingers and homeoboxes 1 (gene ZHX1). Gene Ontology annotation, biological process: regulation of transcription by RNA polymerase II. The transcript is spliced from 4 exons. The coding region runs from base 478 to 3099 and encodes 873 amino acids. The record is from RefSeq and is a predicted model, not a curated record. NCBI's taxonomy places the organism in Eukaryota, Metazoa, Chordata, Mammalia, Primates, Cercopithecidae. Gene Ontology annotation, molecular function: DNA binding; DNA-binding transcription factor activity, RNA polymerase II-specific. Gene Ontology annotation, cellular component: nucleus.